Aspergillus brunneoviolaceus CBS 621.78 is the source of this 168-nucleotide messenger RNA. RefSeq lists its product as uncharacterized. The transcript is spliced from 2 exons. The coding region runs from base 1 to 168 and encodes 55 amino acids. Lineage: Eukaryota; Fungi; Ascomycota; Eurotiomycetes; Eurotiales; Aspergillaceae. The record is from RefSeq and is a predicted model, not a curated record.
AUGACUCCUCCGCGACUGGCCUCCCCGCCCAAGUGUGACUGCACCAAAGUCAAGAGCAUGACCAUCUCAGCCCCCGACCCCUUCUCCAAACUGUUCUGCUCCAGCUGCGCCUCGACCAAGUCGCCUCGUCAACAGCAUCGCAGCCAACCGAGCGUUGCCCGCGGAUGA